AUGGAUAGUGUAGUGGGUCUUCUGCUCCUUCUCCUUGAUAUUUUCAUCACCAGAUUCUUUGUUUAUGUCCCCCAAUUGUGUACACCGGCAUCUCAAUUCUUCCAAUCGCACCCCUCUUUCAUGAAUAUCUACUAUCCGUUGUUAAGCUAUCUUCACUGUGCUCAACCUCUCAUCCAAAUAUUCCUGACAUUAAAUCGAAUGUCUUCUGUUGUCUGGCCAGUUGAUCACAACAAAGUUUGGAAGAAAAACCUCCCAUUCAUCUUCUUUUUCAUCCUCCUCACCCCUUUUCUAUUCAUUUGGAACACUAUCAUUUCUCAAAAAGUGGUUGUUUACUAUUUCGGUGGAUUCUUCAUGAUCGGAUUGAAAGCAGUCGAAUGGGCUGACAUUUCUCUUUUCCUGUUUUCCGUCAGAUCCGUUGCCGUGAUGAUUACAGUAACCUCUACUGUUAUCAUGUUUUUGAGAAUGUCAAAAAUGAAAAAGAGACUGAAAUCUUCCGAGAGAAUAUUGUGUUUGGCGUGUGUCAUUCAUUCGAUAUGCUUCAUGAUUCCAUCGUUUUUCGAGGCGUUGGCACUAUUCAACGAAGAAUACGGAAAGUCGUGGAUUAAUUUUUUGAUUCAACCAUUUGCAUGGGAUGUCUUGAAUGUUGGAUCUCCAUUAAUAAUGAUAUUUGUGAGUGGGCAACUACGGAAUCACGUGUUCGACGUAUCUAUUGGAUGUUUGAAAAAGAAGAAAGAUCCGAGAAGAGUUAAGGGACUUGUUCUCCUUCUUCUCGACAUUUUCAUUACUAGACUCUUUGUUUACUUCCCACAACUAUGCGUUUCCGGAUCUGAAUUCUUCCUCUCCUACCCUAUAUUCAUGGCCAUCUAUUAUCCGCUCUUGAAUUAUCUUCAUUGUGCUCAACCUCUCAUUCAAAUAUUCCUGACAUUGAACCGAAUGUCAUCUGUUGUCUGGCCAGUAGAUCACAACAAAUUGUGGAAGAAAAACCUCCCAUUCAUCUUCUUAUUCAUUCUCCUCGUCCCAUUUCUAUUCAUUUGGAACACCAUUAUUUCCCAGAAAAUCUUGAUCUACUACUUCGGAGGCUUCUAUAUAAACUGUCUGAAACUAGUCCCAUGGGCUAGUAUGUCCUUAUUCACAAUGGUAAUAAGAUCAGUCGCCGUGGGGAUUACUGUAGUCUCAACUGUUAUCACAUUCUGGAAGAUGUCAAAUAUGAAGAACAGAUUGAAGAAAUCUGAGAGAACAUUAUGUUUUGCAUGUGCAGCUAACUCAGUUUGUUUUAUAAUUCCCGCAGGUUUCGAAGCAAUGAAAGUCUUAAAUUCAUUUUGGUCGACCUAUUGGUUGGCUUAUCUUCUACAGCCAUUCGCAUGGGAUGUCUUGAAUGUUGGCUCUCCUCUUGUGAUGAUAUUCGUCAGUGAUCAACUACGUGGUCAUGUAUUCGGAAUAGACACAAAGAAAAAGACGUCGAUGAGAUCGAAUUCUAUUGUGGUGUCUUCUGUGACUAACUGA
This is a messenger RNA of Caenorhabditis remanei, 1503 nucleotides long. RefSeq lists its product as uncharacterized. Lineage: Eukaryota; Metazoa; Nematoda; Chromadorea; Rhabditida; Rhabditidae. Gene Ontology annotation, biological process: sensory perception of chemical stimulus. Gene Ontology annotation, cellular component: membrane. The transcript is spliced from 6 exons. Bases 1 to 1503 code for a protein of 500 amino acids. The record is from RefSeq and is a predicted model, not a curated record. Gene Ontology annotation, molecular function: transmembrane signaling receptor activity.